Penicillium mononematosum is the source of this 735-nucleotide messenger RNA. RefSeq names its product Frag1/DRAM/Sfk1 family protein. The record is from RefSeq and is a predicted model, not a curated record. The transcript has 4 exons. Bases 1 to 735 code for a protein of 244 amino acids. Lineage: Eukaryota; Fungi; Ascomycota; Eurotiomycetes; Eurotiales; Aspergillaceae. Gene Ontology annotation, cellular component: plasma membrane.
AUGUGGAUUCUCUCGUUCUGGAUUUUCCCCGUGAUAUCCGGGUCUACACUAGUAGCCUUGCUGUCAAGAUGGGCGGUGGAUGGAAAGCCACAUUACACCACUAUGAGCGUUGAGGCCACCAUUCCUUAUAUUUCCCACAUCGGAGCCGAAGGCCUCAAACCGCUCUUCAUUGCAGGCAGUGUCGUAACAGUCGUAUUCAUGGAUCUCGGUCUCCUCUCCGAGCGUUGGCUUCGCCAUGCCGGCCAACUUGCCCGAAACAAAGGAAGGUUCGACAAGACCUGUGCUGUUGGAUCGAUCUUUUUCUCGAUUGCCGGGGCUUUAGGUCUCAUUCUUCUGUCCAUCUUCGACACGAAAAACCACCACAGCCUCCACCACGGGUUCUUGGCUAUGUUCAUCGCGAGCUAUGUCGUCUGCGCCAUCCUGGUGUGUCUGGAAUACAUCCAAAUCGGCCGAUUCUACCACCCACAAGCCCGGAUCUUACUCGUCAGCUUCGGCAUCAAAGCGCUUUUCGUCGUCUGUGAACUCGCCGUUGCGAUUGCAUUUGGCGUAUGCAUGAAAGUCGGAAAUAAGAAGAACGCAUCGGCUGUUCUGGAGUGGGUUGCCGCUCUCAUAUUCGCAUUCUUUGUCUUUUCCUUUAUCAUUGAUCUCCUGCCAUCCGUCCGUACGAAGCGACACGUUCCUCAGGGUGAAAAGUAUACUCGGCCACGUGUGGAGGAUGUUCCAGUUGACUUUUAG